This is a messenger RNA of Endocarpon pusillum Z07020, 489 nucleotides long. RefSeq lists its product as uncharacterized. The record is from RefSeq and is a predicted model, not a curated record. Bases 1 to 489 code for a protein of 162 amino acids. The transcript is spliced from 2 exons. Lineage: Eukaryota; Fungi; Ascomycota; Eurotiomycetes; Verrucariales; Verrucariaceae.
AUGGCCGCCAUCAUCACCAUCAUCACCCGCCAGCCCGAAGGUCUGAAGCAGCUACGUAAACACGGCCUGACGGGCUCGUGCCGCAGAAGUCGACAUGGAGGAUGUGUUCAUGGCAGACGCCACCCGUCCAGCAACCAGGCCGAACGCGCGGUGCGGCAACGGAGAAGGGAAGCGGCGGUGUACAGUGAGGGUGACGCGCCGCUGACACAGGACAAUAUCUUCCAACGGCAGCCUUCGAAUGUAGGACUGGGAGCUGGAUCUGCAUCUGCAUCUGCAGUAGGGGCUGCGCCGGAUGCGACGGAUACAGCAGUCGAGGCGAGACAGGCGAGGAUGGACGAGGAAGAGGAGAGGGAGGAGGAGCUACUGGCGCUGGCGUUGCAGGAGGUGAGGGAUAUGAAUUCGCGAGUGCAACAGCAGUCUAGCGCACAGCACUCUGGGAGGAUGAGUAGCGUCUGGCAGUGGUUGACGAUGAACUUGGGGCGUGUGUGA